Aspergillus campestris IBT 28561 is the source of this 3378-nucleotide messenger RNA. RefSeq lists its product as uncharacterized. The transcript is spliced from 5 exons. NCBI's taxonomy places the organism in Eukaryota, Fungi, Ascomycota, Eurotiomycetes, Eurotiales, Aspergillaceae. The coding region runs from base 1 to 3378 and encodes 1125 amino acids. The record is from RefSeq and is a predicted model, not a curated record.
AUGGAAAGUACUUCUGUAUCACUAGUAGGAUCACCAGUGUUCAUUUCCAGCGUCACUUUCCAGCGUCACGAAAAACGACUGAGAAACGGAGCUAAGCAAAUGUCUACUAACCAAGAGAAGAACCUCUCUGAAAAACCACACUCUCAAACCCCCCAGCCUGCUCCAGAAAAGAAAAGACCUCAUUCGCUCUGCUCCGCCGAGCUGCCAUCGUCAACCAUCCGAUUUGACGACUUCUUCGGCGUAGACAGGAUGGUGCUCGAACCCCCGAGCGCUCGCUUCUCAAUGAGAAGGAUCUUCUCGGAAGGUCCCAGCCCGCCCAUGAUGCCUCUGCCUCAGACAGAUGGGGCGUCCGAUCGCCGUAAGCUCAAGAGAAAUAAAAAGCAGAAGAAAAAAGCCAAGAAUAAGACUAAGGACGACAACGAUGACUGCCGCAGUGAGCGGUCCCAGAGCACAAUCGACCACGAUCUGCCGGCUGAUACUGAAGACGCGAGUGGCGUCCAAGCGAGUGACUCUGCUGCCAAAGUGGCUGGUCUUUCUAGAGUUUCCGAGCAGUUGACUCCUGUUUGUUCGGAGCUGACAGGUGCCGUGGCGUCAAGCGUGUUGCAAGCCGACGCGGGAUUGACUCCUGCCUUGUCUGUGUCUCUGUCGCCCGCCACUCCUAGCGCGAGGACUCGUCCUGUGUCGAUUAAGGUUCUUGGGCCUUCUGGAAAUAACGCCAGUCUUACCCCCAGCGUAGCUGACGGAGGGCCAGGGCUGCUGGACUCUUCGUUUCAAAAGCUGCACGAGCAAACAAGCCCCGGAAUCUCAUCAAACAAUCAGAAGCAGCCUGAUCCCACGACCUCCAUUGACCCACCAACAGGCCCUGCCCGCUCCAUUGCCAGCCAGACCGAAGCGCACGUAAACUGCGAUGCGGAUAAAAACGGUAACAUCUCGACCCCGCCAGUCACGUCCAUUGACGACAGGGGCGACCUCAUAUGCCCAGUUCAUAAGAAGCCUUUGUGCCAGUACAACCCAGAAUGCUGUGUCCACAAGCCAAGGCAAACUGAUUGCAGAUGCUUGCCUAAGUCCUCAUGCUGCUGCAUGCACCACUUGGGCGAUUGUUGCUUUUGUGUUUUCGUUCUAGAGGGGAAGGGAUACGACGCAAGCGAAUCCGAAAAGAGCAAUGCUCGACGAAGGGACACUGGAAGGAAGGGCAUUGAUGCAGUGACCGACAAUGAUACAUCCAGUCAUCCAGAGUCCUCCCAGACAGUAGAAGUACACAAACCCUCAAAGGGGUCGAAUGGAAACAAAGCUUCAGAGGGGGAUGAAAGUCCAAAAGAGCACACAAACUCCAAUCCAAAAACCACCAUGGACAAUACACUGUCUCCACGCGAGGCCAACAAAUCCUGGGAUGAGAUGGUGGCCGAAGAAGAGGAGGAGCGUAUGGUGUCUAGGUACCACACCGUUGAACCAAUGAAGCCCAUCAAGCCCGAAGAAACCGUGGCGGAGAAGGCCGCUAUAGGGUUUGUCAAGACAGCGGAAGAGGUCGGACCGAAUAAGACCACUGAACCAGGAGAGGUCCUUACCCCAGACGAAGACACUGAUGAAGACGAAACCAUCAAACCUGCGAAUAGUGUCGCACCUGAAGAAGCUACGCCAUUUGGAAAGACCAUACAUCCAGAAACAAGCAACGAUUCUGGUGAGGCUAUCAAGUCAGGUCAACCCAUGAUAGCAGAAGACAAACUCGAAGCUGGCGAAAUUGUUGAGUUGAACGGAACAGCUGGACCAAAUUUGACCUCCGAGAUUAAAACUCACACCCAGAAGGUGAAGAAAGAAGGACAUUCUGCGAGUAUUGAGGAAGGGGAGAAGUCCAGGUCAGGGGAGCAUGUAGGCUCGACGGGGUUUGCUGCGCCUAAGACUGUGUCCGCGUCACUGGCAGUGGCCAACGAAAUAGGAAAGAACCAGACCACCACAGGCCAAACAAACGCAGGUAAGCGUUCAACGGGCAAGGAUUCCUUCUUCUCUCCACAACACUCAUACGGGGUACCAGUGUCGGAAGAUAGCACAAAAUUGGCAAACAAACCUUCAAAACAAGACACAAAACAAGACACAAAACAAGACACAAUGGAUGUCGUUGCAUCUCUAGACGCCACCAUUCAAGAAAGAAAGAAAGAACUCCUUGACGCCAUGACCUCCCUCGCGAACCAUUUGAUAGAAUCCCUUGGGAACAACGAAUUUUCAGACAUGGGAAUUGUGCUGAGAUCCUCGAGCGAACAAUUCUUGCCCAUUUGCUUCAAGGCACACAAGAUAAUGAUUUCUCGCAGCCCAUUCAUUGCUGCUCUUUUAAAGACCCCCGUCGACCCGAUCGUAGCGGUUUCGGGAGAGCGUUUUAGCAUGCUCCAGGCAUUUGAAUUGGCCCUGCGAACUAUGUAUGGCAUUCCCGUGCUUACCGGCGACCAGCUGAAGCCCGUGACGCUUUCAGCACUAGGUUACGACGAUGGGACCCAGCCGGAGAGCUUAAUUGUGAGUACAGCCAUGAUGGACUUUACCCUAUGCUAUGCCGCGUCUGGGGCGUUCUUCGAGCAGCCUAGAGUCGUCGAAUCCGGGAUCAAACUGGCAAUCCGGCUGAUCGAUCUAAACACCAUUCCCUUGGCCCUGUGGCUUGGACUCGAUGCUGCCAAAUUCAGUGUCGUUUUCGACGACACUGCCCACCCUCAUCCCCCCACUAGCGACAUCCAGUCUGCAGGAGCCCCGCCAGGACAUCAACUCGGAGAGCACCCUACUGUCAAGGAACUCCAAGAGAGGUGGUCCCCGUUCUUGGUCACCGCGUGCCUAAGAUACAUUGCGGACAAAGUGAGCCCCGAGUUCCGCUUAUUUGAGCAGGCCCAGUUAGAAGAACUACCAGACCGUGUUCCUGAGCAUCUGCGGUCUGUCCCAGGAACGGCCGUCAAGAACUCUCGCGUGAAAGACGUCGGCUUCGGAUCGAUGCCAUCCAUCAAGGAGCAGAAGCCCAGCACGGAGGUCGAACUUGUUUCCGCGGCGCUCAUUUGCUUGCCGUACAAAGCGCUGCAGGAGCUCUUUCUUCUCUUGGAUGCAAAAGACGUCUUGUCGGCUGGCCUGGCCGGUCGCAUCGUGGCCGCACGGGAGGAUCGACGCAUACAGGCGCUUCGGAUCCUUAGCCAGCAAGGACUCGGCGUGGACCAGGACGAUAUCCCCAACGAUGUUCGGGAGUUGGGGUAUCGAGAGUUUUUCACCACGCGUCUUAUCUCGGUAGCAGGAGAACUUGAUACCGUCACCGAGAAGGUGACUCUUGAGAGAACUUGGAAGGGUCUCCUUAUUGCAGAUCAAGCCUCAUCUUCCUCCGAGAAAGGAAGCCCACCCGCCCGCCCACUUGAAUAA